Molecule: messenger RNA, 1431 nt
Organism: Drechmeria coniospora
Lineage: Eukaryota; Fungi; Ascomycota; Sordariomycetes; Hypocreales; Ophiocordycipitaceae
Exons: 2
Coding region: 1-1431 (476 amino acids)
Source: RefSeq, a predicted model, not a curated record
AUGGCCAGCAAAGACCGAGGAGGAGGCCAGAGAGAUGGUCGAGGGGGCAAGCGUCCUGCCGGGGUGACGAAGAACUCUCGCAUUCCACAGCUUACUCCCGAGACCGUCUCGCGGAUCCUUCAACAGCAACAGGAGCAGCAGCAGGAGGCGCUGCUGCAGCAAGAAGGCGUACAUCAGCCCUCUCGUCAGCCGUGGUCGGGCUCAAGCGAGGCAACCAACUCCUUCACGCCUGUCAACCGACCCACCGGUGAUACCUACAUCAAUGCCAACGCAAACGCCGACAGGCGGCACGACGUCGCACUUCUCGUUCUGACCCAACCCCCCAUAGCGCUCGCGAGCUCGACGACGCCCUCGACGACGCCUGCGUCUCCCAACAUCGAUGCAGCACGAAGGAAGGUGUCGUCGACCAAGACCUUGACACGCUGGCAGCCGCCUCCCCGUGACGCCGAUGCGACUCCGUGUGCCGGAGAGGUGGUUCAAGCAAGGUAUGACAACAAGGUCGUCAUUGAUAGCCAGCUCUGCCGUAAGCUCGCCAACGGCAUCGCCCGCCGCGAACCCGAGCAGCGCCGAAACGACCAGGAGCUCAACUUGGCCCGCCGUAGCAACGUCGAGGCAUUGUUGGCCCAGGUCACUGGCGACGUAGCCGAUGUGCCCUGCAAGAAUUGCCACAAGGGUCACGGCCCGUGGACGAGAUGUGUUAUCAUCCCGGGAAGCAUGUGUGGCAGCUGCUCCAACUGUUGGUUCAAUGCCAGCGGGUCGCGCUGUACGUUUCAUGUCACGACGAAGACGGCAAACGAAUUGUUCAGCCUAGAACUGAUGCCUGUCUCCGAAGAGAACAACAGGGGCCCGCAGCAGAACGGCCAAAGCCAUCGAUCAGCCCAUACACUGGCAUCGGAAACCCCUCGCACUAUGUAUAGGUCCCGUCGGAAUAGCGAACCCUCCUCCAUCGGAAUUCAGAUGGUGCGAGAGGGCAUGUUCCUGCCCGAGGAUGGCAUCAGCCGCCUCGCGAAUAGCAUUCGUCGUUUCCUGGACUAUAUAUUCGAUUCUAGCUCUGCAAAUCGCGCCCAGGAUAUCAUGACGAGAAUCGACAUUGCAGCCAAUACGAUAGCCACUUGCAUUGAGGAUUUGAUCCUGGUCCUCGGCCUCGAUGUUCCAGAUAUCAUGCGACAGUCCGAGCAGCAGCCUGCGCAGCCAAACAGUCAACAGCCUGCGGAGCCAAAUUUUCAUCACGAUGAGCAACGGCCUGUUCAGUUGAAUGGUCAUCGGCCUGAGCAGCAUGCUGCCCAGCCUGCAUCCCAUACUGACCCUCGCUUGGAGCGGCCUUACCCAUGGCAACCGCCGUCGGUCCUCCGGUCUCCGUCCCUGGACCCCGAUGGAGACGCACAAGUUUCGGAAUUUUCGCAUGGCACACCCUACAAUAAUGGUGCCUAG